Molecule: messenger RNA, 5713 nt
Organism: Liolophura sinensis
Lineage: Eukaryota; Metazoa; Mollusca; Polyplacophora; Chitonida; Chitonidae
Product: heparan sulfate glucosamine 3-O-sulfotransferase 1-like
Exons: 3
Coding region: 271-1362 (363 amino acids)
Molecular function (GO): [heparan sulfate]-glucosamine 3-sulfotransferase activity
Source: RefSeq, a predicted model, not a curated record
UGACCGGACAUCGUGACAACUUACCAGUGAAUGUGGUGGCCCUGCAUAUCAUCUGCUCUUUCUAAACUGCAUAGAAAACAAUAUGCUAUGCAGCAACUUGGCAUUUGGAACAUUCAAGAUUUGUGCAGCUUCCAAGACAUACACAGGGACAUAGAGUUGACCUGCAUGCAGAGAGUCAGAAUGGACUUGAAAAUGUUUCUUUUCUUGGAAAGGUAGCUUGAUGCUUGUGCUUUUCAAGACAAGUUUUUUAAGUUGUCUGAUGUCUAGAAAAUGCCAACCCUUCAGAAUAAUAGCUCCGCUGGAAAUUAUAUGCGUGUGGGGGAUGAGGAAGUGCGGCAUGAAAUUUUGCCCAAGACAUUCAAAUGGCCAAGGUUGACAAGGUGCCGUGUCACCUUCAUCAGUUUUUUUGUCGUUGUCGCUGUUGUUUUCUUUGUCUAUACUUGCACUAAAACACUGGGAGUGUCGCCAGCUUCAAUCUGCUCACUGGUGCAGUCCCAGAAAGUUGCUGUUAGUCUACCUCCUGAAAAUACUCCACCUUCAGCUGUGGAAAGUGAACGUCGGCACCCGGCCCACACCCGCCGACGUCUACCUCAGUGUAUUAUAAUCGGGGUCCGGAAAGGGGGUACUCGAGCUUUGCUCCGUUUUCUGAACUUACAUCCUAACAUACAAGCAGCCGGCAGGGAGAUACACUUCUUUGACGAUGACUACAACUACAGUCUGGGCUAUGACUGGUACCGUAAGAAAAUGCCAUUCUCAUAUGCAAAUCAGAUUACCAUGGAGAAAAGUCCUGCAUACUUUGUGAAUGAGAAGGUUCCUGAGCGUGUGUGGAAGAUGAACCAUUCCAUCAGUCUACUUUUGAUUGUGAGAGACCCAGUUCAGCGGACCAUCUCUGACUAUGCACAGCUCAUGUACAAUAAGAUUGACCGAGGUAAGACGUUCAAAAGAUUUGAGGACAAUGCCAUUGACCCUCUGACCGGAGAAAUAAAUGUGCAUUAUGCUGCAAUCCGCCGCUCCGUGUAUCAUCGCCAUAUGGCAAGGUGGCUUAACUUCUUCCACUUGCGACAGUUUUUGAUUGUGAGUGGGGAGGAAUUGGUUGAUGAUCCAGUCAGGGCUAUAAAGAAGGUAGAAGACUUUCUUGGGCUUGAGCACCGUAUCGGGCAGGACUUCUUUUACUUCAACGAAACAAGGGGGUUCUAUUGUGUCCGUGAGGAUUCUAGAGAGAGCUGUUUGGCUAACAGCAAAGGGAGACCCCACCCUGAUAUAAACCCUCAGGUCGUUAAAAAACUCCGCAGGUAUUUCCGAGGUCACAACGAAAAAUUUUUCCAACUUGUCAAUCAAAGGUUUGAUUGGCCAACAGAAUAACGCAGACAGUAGUUAAAAAGCAGCUUUCCUGAUUGCUUAAAAACUCAACCAGUCUUGUUUUAGCACCUGCAUACAUGUAUUUGCUUGAUGCUGUCAGGAUUUCAUAAGAAAUGAAAAAAAGAAAUUUGAAAGAUGUGUUAGUGGGAGGUGAAAGCAGAUUCAGGUGCUAUCUCAGUGUUUAUGUGUUGUGUGUUAAGGGCAGUAUUAUAGGAGUCACUCUUCCAGUGUUAUUAUUUCAUUUGUCAGAGAAGCACACAUUUUAAUUUUUUAUUUUUCAAACUUUAUUUUACCUUUGAGUUGCGUUUUACCUCACCAGAAAAAAUUCAGAUUAUCAGAUUUGAUAAACAGAUCCGAGUCAUUCAUCAAAAUUAAUCAGGGAAAGUUUUUAUUUCAUGAUUGUACUUUAUUGUUAUAUCCGACCAAAUUUGUGGUUUUUACACAAAUAGUAUUGUUUUGUUUUUGAGUGAUUAUGUUUAUGUUUCUUAUUGUUAUUAUUAUGAUUGUGAAUUUCAUGGGUGUUAAGAGGUUGUCUUUUUCAUGUAUGCACACGUUUAUAUCCAUUUCUUUGAUGUUUAGAUGUAACUUAUCUUUAUUUAAUGUGGAUCAGUAGUCCAAACUAAUUCUUUUUUUAUGGUGAAGAUUUCUGUAGCUGUGUCCUUAAAAGGAAAAAGAAAUGAAUGGUUUGAAGUAUUGCCUCUGGCAUAUGGGAACAAAUCGUGGGAAAAUUGUGAAAUUGUUAGUCCAGGGGAAGCUACUCUACAACAAAAUUAUUUAACUUUAAGUGAGUCCUGAUUUACAUGAAUCUAAACUGUUUUUAGCAUCGGUAAUGUAUCGGAAUACCUACGAUGAAAAUGUAGCCUAGUGUUGUCAUGUUCAAAUUUUCUUGUACAUGUAUUUACAUGACAUUUGAUCUUUUGCCUCAGAUAAAAACUGAAGGAUUUUAUGGAAAAGCAAAAUUAUACCCACACGUGGCUGUUAAAAGUUAAACAUAUGUAAUUGUUUUAUGAUGUAAUAUUUCACUAAAACUCAGGAAUGGUUGUAUAAUGGAGAUGACAACUAAUAUACUUUCUUCUUGAGUGUACAUCAUAUGGUUUCAUCACAGGUAGAUAAGUUAAAAUUGAUUUGCUGUUUCAUUCCCACCCUCUGAACAAGGGAGGAGGUCGUGGUAUUCUUUAUUCCUUUGUUCAGUUGUUUAGUAUUUGUCUAUAUGUAUUGUGAAUUGAUCCAGUACUGAUGAGUUUAUACUCAAUUCAGAUAUGAUAAAGUUAUUUUAUGCAGGUAUAAAAUAGCUGCAGUUGUCUUUAUUUUACAUCUUUAAUACACAAAUUAUACUUUAACAUUCGUCCAUUUAAUUUUAUUUUACUUUCUGAAAUUUAAAUUUUCUGUUAUUUUCUCCGCAAAAGUGUUAAGGAAGUCAUUUACUGAUAUGUGUUCUUAAAUGCGAAAUAGAUGGACAUAUUGAUGUUUUGUUUUGUUAGAAGUCAUUUUUUUAUUUUCAUACCUUAGCACUAAUAGACCAGGGUAGGGGUGGUGGUAUAUUGAAUUCAAUUAGUGCAGAUAUUUCAUACAGCUUGGAAGUGUGGUUUGCCUUGGCUGUGAUUCAGCUUGUCUCAACUAUGUAAUAUUAGGGUAGUUUUGAUACAAAUGCAGCUGACCAUCCCUUGGUUGAAGGAAAUAGAUACUUGUUCAAUGGAACAUAUGCAGUCGUCUUAUAAUAUCAUAUUAAUUUAGAAAUGAUCACUCUUGAUAUUGGCGCUCAGUUCGAUAGUGGAAGUUACUGUUUGAUGGGUUAUUUGAGGUGUGUUUCAUGUUUAUUUGUAGUGUUCAAUAUUUGCAAGUCUUCAUGUUUCUAAGAGUCUGUCACCCACAUUAUGUCACAACUUGUGCAAGGAAAUCUUCAAGUUUACAAAAUGUUUAUGCAUGUAUAACUAAGGAGAAAAUGAUAUAACAUUGUUCAGCUUUUAUUGCUGCAAUGUAAAAUGUUCAUGGACAUAUGUGUUUUUAUAUCAAACAGCAGCCACAUAUAGGUGGGUUACUAAACAAAGUCUCCGUCCGUACGAAGGAAAGUCUACCAGCAACAUGCGGAUGGUCGUGGGUUUCCCCUGGGCUCUGCCUGGUUUCCUCCCACAAUAGUGCUGGCUACUGUCAUGUACUUGAAAUAUUCUUGAGUACGGUGCAAAACAUCAGUCAAGUAGAUAAAUACUAAACAAAGAGUGUAGUGCUCAUACCCUCAUUUAACUCAUCCAGCUUAAGAGAGAAGAGGUUGUGUGAGAGGGAGCUCUCUCUCUACUCAGGAGUUGUUAAGACCUCGCCACCACCACCACCCUUCCCGCAUUUCUCUCCCUUCCCCAUUCCAAACCCCUUUCUGUAUUGAGUAUAUCCCUCCUGCCCUCAUAUGGUUGGGUCACUCAACUGCAUUAUUUACAUAUGUAUUAUUUAGGUUUCGCAUAUUGUAAGAAAUAUGGAAUGUUUGUUUAAUAAAUCACAUGCACAAUUUACAUUAUUUAGGUUUCUUAAAUUGCUACAAGUUUCAAAAAUUUGUUUAAUUGUUCUCAAAAAAUAUAAUUCCAUGGACUUGGUAAAAGGUUAUUUCACAGAUAUUUUAUGUAUUCCUGAAAGAAGUUGUAGUCAACACGGCCAGGUCAUGUAACAGGUGCAUCUUGUCUGUCUUGUUCACAGGCUGCCUUGCUGUGUGAUACUCACAUACAUACGUAUGUUACAGGUAUAACAACCCAAAUCUAUUGCAGAACCAAGAAUCAAGCUGUGACAGUAGAGUGAUAUUUCCACAAUAUAAUGCAAGAGUGAUGGUGGAAUGACAUUCAUAGUUGACAGAAUGCCUCUCUGACAUUGGCACUAGGAUAAUAUUUACAUAUAGUUCAAAGGCAAUUUGACCAUGGAUAUAAUUACAUUGCUUAUACUCUCACAACCCACAGUGUGCACAACUAGUCAGAUUCAAUCUGCCGUUGGUAAGGUAGACAUAACUUUCACAAAACUUUGUGAAGCAAAUUUCUCAUAACUUAGUUUGUAAAUGACAUGAGUUAAGAUCAUCUCUCACCGAAUUUCUCACAUUUAUUUACACAGGUUAUAAACAUAGAAUGCAUAUGGUGCCGGUUUUUGAAAUAGUAACAAUUCUGAUCCAGAUGUGAAAGUAGAUGGACACAUUUUAUAUACAUGUAGUUCAUUUAACAACCUUGUCAGGCCAAAAUACAAGAUUUGAUAAUUGACAUGUGACAAUGCAGAGAAAUUGUAGGUUACAACACCAGAAUUGAGAUCUAUACAUGAACAUUUAGAUGGUAAAUCCAUCUGCACUCUAUUUUCUUUUCAGGGAAAGUAGAUAGCUGUACAUGUGUAAUGUGUCUCAAUGCAAAGACCCUUUAUGAUAUGUGAAAAACACAGGUAAUAUGAUGAUCUUUUGUGAGGUGCAGUUAGUUUAUUUUAAAUGUAAUAGUGCUACAGUUACUACAUUUUUGGGGCGUAGGCUGCAAACUAUGUAUGUGUAUUUAUUUGAUCAUACUAUGUAUGCGUAUCUAUUUGAUCAUACUAUGUAUGGGUAUCUAUUUGAUCUGUUGUAUGUCAUUGCGUAGGUUAAGGGUUGUUCUAAAAAUCAUCUUUAUGGCCAUAUUUUGCUGAAAAUAAGUUCUUCAAUGAAGGAUUAUGGUCAUAUUUAGGAAAUCAAUGUUUUAAAGAACAAAGACAAUGGUUACCCUGUUUAAAUGUUAAAAAUCUACCCCAGUUCAGAGAAAAGCUCGACUGAACUUCAGAACAUACAUAUGGUAUCAAACCUGUCACAUUGGUUCAAAAUGAUACAUUUAUAUAACACCAUUUAAUGAGUAUAGAUGAAUUGCUCUGAAGAACAAGUCUAUGGUUGUCUCAGUAAAAUUUGACUCAUUUGACAUGAAAACAUUCUUGAUUUGAUGUUUAAUCAGGGAAAUUUGAUGUAUAGCAAUAUUGCUGGAAUGACAUGAAAAGCCUUUGUGAGAACAUACAUGUAAGGUAAAAGUGGGAGCAACAGAUUCUCAGGGGCUUCCAAAGGAGGUACAUAUAUUGAAUAUAUGCUAAUUGGUCAAAAUUUUUUUUAAAAAUGACCAGGAUUAUCUGAGCCAUUAACCGUAUGAUUAUUCUUUAAACUGGAACACAAAAAGUUGCUGAACUGGAGUAGAUCUUUAAAUUUUGCAUGUUACUGUGUUAUUUGUCAAAUGCUACAUUAUGACCUUUAUGUUGAACUUUGUGUACAAAUGGAUGAUUUCUAAUGAAAUGAGCACACGUGGUAUAUUCAGGUGUAUUUUUAUCUAUUGAUGUGUUCAGUACGUUUGCAGCAAUUUGAAAAUAAAGUCUGGUAUACAUCUACAAC